Messenger RNA from Guillardia theta CCMP2712, 557 nucleotides. RefSeq names its product ubiquitin. NCBI's taxonomy places the organism in Eukaryota, Cryptophyceae, Pyrenomonadales, Geminigeraceae. Gene Ontology annotation, molecular function: ubiquitin protein ligase binding; protein tag activity. The transcript has a single exon. Gene Ontology annotation, biological process: modification-dependent protein catabolic process; protein ubiquitination. The record is from RefSeq and is a predicted model, not a curated record. Bases 95 to 556 code for a protein of 153 amino acids. Gene Ontology annotation, cellular component: nucleus; cytoplasm.
CGCGGGCAAGCAGCUCGAGGACGGCCGCACCCUUGCGGACUACAACAUCCAGAAGGAGUCUACUCUCCAUCUUGUGCUCCGUCUCCGUGGAGGUAUGCAGAUCUUCGUGAAGACUCUCACCGGCAAGACCAUCACCCUCGAGGUCGAGUCGUCAGACACCAUCGACAUGGUCAAGAGCAAGAUCCAGGACAAGGAGGGCAUCCCCCCUGAUCAGCAGCGUCUCAUCUUCGCGGGCAAGCAGCUCGAGGACGGCCGCACCCUUGCGGACUACAACAUCCAGAAGGAGUCUACUCUCCAUCUUGUGCUCCGUCUCCGUGGAGGUAUGCAGAUCUUCGUGAAGACUCUCACCGGCAAGACCAUCACCCUCGAGGUCGAAUCGUCAGACACCAUCGACAUGGUCAAGAGCAAGAUCCAGGACAAGGAGGGCAUCCCCCCUGAUCAGCAGCGUCUCAUCUUCGCGGGCAAGCAGCUCGAGGACGGCCGCACCCUUGCGGACUACAACAUCCAGAAGGAGUCUACUCUCCAUCUUGUGCUCCGUCUCCGUGGAGGGAACUAAG